Staurois parvus is the source of this 319-nucleotide messenger RNA. The record is from the annotation of a GenBank genome assembly. NCBI's taxonomy places the organism in Eukaryota, Metazoa, Chordata, Amphibia, Anura, Ranidae.
AUGUAAAAAAAAAAAAAAAUUGUGAAACUCAUUUUUUCAUUUUCCGAAAAAUGACUACAAAAAAAAAAAAAUACAACUUCAAAAAAACUCACCGUGCUUCUUAUGAAGUACGUCGGACUGUCUACUCUGCAAAAAGGGGUCAUUUGGGGGAUAUCUGUACUGUCCUGACAUUCUUGGACCUCAAGAAAUUAGAUUGGCUGUCAGUACUUCAGGAUUGAUCAAUAUUCAGAUCUAUACCAUAGUUUGUGAACUCUAUAUAACUUUCCUACAAACUAAAUAAUACAUCCUAAUUUGGGUUAUUUUCACCAAAGACAUGUAG